This is a messenger RNA of Symbiodinium sp. CCMP2456, 784 nucleotides long. The record is from the annotation of a GenBank genome assembly. Lineage: Eukaryota; Dinophyceae; Suessiales; Symbiodiniaceae.
AUGGCACGCGUUUCAGCGGCAUCGCGCAAGAAGAAGCCACUUUUCCGAUUGCUUUCGCUGAUGGCACUGUCCUGGGCGUGCUUGCAGACAGCGCAGCCGUUGUGGGCUCUGGCUGGGCCAAUUGUGAGCUGCUCAUCGCGAUCUUCGUCUUCGACAUCUUCAAGCAUAUCGACAGGUCCUCAUCGUCAACUUCGUCCUCUUCGAGUGUCUCCUCGCCGAGCUCUUCCGGAGGUGGAGGAGCCUUCGGGGGACGACGAAGAUCAGGAGCAGGCCGCCUCUGCGCAGACCACAGACUUGGUCGAAGAUGCCACGAAGGCCUCCGAGUCUGCUGUUGGUAUGCGCUUCUGCUCCUGGACCAUUGCAGAUUGUGGACGAGCUUCGGAGCCUUCGGAAAGUGAGGACGACAAAGAUAAGAUUGUGGCCUCUGCCCGGGACGAGCAGCUGCAGAAGACCGCUCAGGAGAAAGAGGACAGGUACCAACAGCGCGUUGAUCUGGCUUUGAAGGGAUGUGCACGAGCGGAGAAGGCACUGCAAAUUGCAACAGACGAGUUGGAAAGUGUAACAAAAGAUCUGGUCUUUGCGCGGGAACAGCGGCGAAAAGCGGUAGAAGACCAAAACCAGCAGAAGCAAAGCACGUGGGACCAGAACGUCAAAAAGGCGGCAGAGGACGUCGACAAGGCCAAAAAGGACGUCGACAAGGCCAAGGAGGACUUCCACAAGGCCGAAGAAAGGCUCAAGGAGGAAGAAGCAAAGGUUUCAGCAGCACCAGCGCAGGCCGCGGGAG